AUGCUGAUAGCAGGUUUAAUACUAGCUGGAAUUAUUUUUUUAUUAAUUCAUUUUCUCCGAUCUGAUGACACUGGUGAUUCAUCGAUUCCAUAUGCCAAAUGUGCUAGUUAUCCUAUUGUUGGUCAUUUAUUUUCUUUCUUACGUGAUCGAAGAAAACUUUUCUUAGAAUGUAGUAAACAAUAUGGUGAUUGUUUUCGAAUUCGAAUGUUUAAUCAAUAUUUUACAAUGAUAUUAUCUCAUACUGAUUGGACAAAUGUUGUACGAAAUUCAGCAUUUCAAUUUUCAGCGACUGAUUUUGCUGUGCAAAUAUUUGACAUAUCACGUGUCUUUCAUGGUCGAUCAGAUUACGAUGCUGAUACUCAUCGAUUGUAUAUUCAACAUUUAAAAAAUCGUGAAGGAUUACGUCCAAUAGUCACUCAAUUUGUUCGACAGAUGCGAGAAUUAAUUAAAAAUGAUAAAACGAUUCUUGAAAAGAAUGGUAAUACAUCUGAAUGGAUAUCAAGUGGUUUACUUGAGUUCAGUCACCAUAUGCUCUAUCAACCUUCAACAGUUGCACUAAUUGGUGACACUAAUCCAUUGGACGCCGAAGAUGAUUUUCGUUUAUUCGAUACUAAAUUUCAUUAUUUUCUAAUACCUUUUCCUCGUUGGAUGGCUUCUUUACUUCUCUCACGAGAAUUUCAAGCUCGUUCACGGUUGAAUGAAUUCUGGCCUAAAACUCUCGAUCCACCAGGUUCAUCUCAAUUUCAUCGAGAUCGAUUAGAAAUGUUUUCAAAUCACUCCCAAUGGAUGCCAGAUAAAGAUAAAGCAGCUCUUCAAACUGCUUUCUUUUGGGCAUCUUUAGGGAAUACGAUUCCUGCCGUCUUUUGGUCUCUAUUUUAUAUUUUACGAGAUCCAAAAGCUAUUUCUACUAUUACCGAAGAAAUCAAUACACACUUACCAGCUGUUCCAUUAGAUGGAGACGAAGAUUGGACACCAGAACAAUUAGAUGCCUGUGUUUAUUUAGAAAGUGCUAUUAAUGAAACUAUUCGAUUAGUUGGUACAAUUUUUAUGACACGAAAAUGUAUUAGAGAUGCUCAACUUAUAUUACAAGAUGGACGUACUGUUCAAUUUAAAGAAGGUGAAAAUCUGGCUUGGUUUGCUGGUGCAAGUCAUUACAGUGAAAAGUUUUUUGUCAAACCAAACGAAUUUCACUUCGAUCGAUUUCUAAACAAGAAAGCAGAUAGCGUUCCUGGUUUUAUGCCUUUUGGAGGGGGAAAAAGUAUUUGUCCAGGAAGAUUUUUUGCAAAAUUUGAAAUUAAAGCGUGUCUUGCCAUGCUUUUACGAUAUAUGGAAUAUCAAAUUCAAGAUACACAAACCAUUCCAACACAAAUGAAAGCUCGAAUAGGUUUUGGAAUUGCACCACCUACUAAAGAUAUUCCAAUAAUCUAUCGAUAUAAAUCAUAA
Molecule: messenger RNA, 1443 nt
Organism: Adineta steineri
Lineage: Eukaryota; Metazoa; Rotifera; Eurotatoria; Adinetida; Adinetidae
Source: the annotation of a GenBank genome assembly